This is a messenger RNA of Bufo gargarizans (Asiatic toad), 4848 nucleotides long. RefSeq names its product myocyte-specific enhancer factor 2C. Lineage: Eukaryota; Metazoa; Chordata; Amphibia; Anura; Bufonidae. The transcript is spliced from 11 exons. The record is from RefSeq and is a predicted model, not a curated record. Bases 500 to 1909 code for a protein of 469 amino acids. Gene Ontology annotation, biological process: positive regulation of transcription by RNA polymerase II. Gene Ontology annotation, molecular function: RNA polymerase II cis-regulatory region sequence-specific DNA binding; protein dimerization activity; DNA-binding transcription factor activity, RNA polymerase II-specific.
AGAGAGGAGGAGGUAAGAAAACGACACCUCGCCAGGCACUCAGUUUUAAAUCCACUGCCUUUUUCCUCCUCUCCAUGUUACAAAGGCUUCCAGCUCCUUUUUUCCUAUUCGUCUCCUGUCACUUCCUUCCUGGACGCUCACAGGACGACUCGGUUUACUUUCUCAUACUGGCAGCACAGAGUCACUUUCCUGCCUGUACACAGACACCCUCUGCCCACCACAUUGGAUUGAGUUGAGCGCUGACUGGAGACAUACAGUACUCAAGCUUCAGAAGUAAGAAGAGGCCAGUUCCCCUUCCUCCUUAUCACUAUCCCAAUGAGAGCAGAACCUUUCCAGGGCUACUAAGAGCAGCAGAUGCCUUAAUGUACGGAUGUCAAGAUCAGUAAACUGAAAAGGGCAAGAAGGAAAGUGCAAGAAUUGUGAACAGAAGAAGUGAGAAGGGCAGAAGAAGGAAAAAUACAUUGUUUUAAGGACGAGGGAAGAAAGGAAAACGGGGACUAUGGGGAGAAAAAAGAUUCAGAUCACGAGGAUAAUGGAUGAACGUAACAGACAGGUGACAUUUACAAAGAGAAAGUUUGGGUUAAUGAAGAAGGCAUACGAGUUGAGUGUAUUAUGCGACUGUGAGAUAGCUCUUAUCAUCUUCAACAGCACUAACAAACUCUUCCAGUACGCCAGCACGGAUAUGGAUAAAGUUUUGUUGAAAUAUACAGAAUACAACGAGCCACAUGAAAGUCGAACAAACUCAGACAUUGUUGAGACAUUGAGAAAGAAAGGCCUCAAUGGGUGUGAUAGUCCAGAUCCUGAUGCAGAUGAUUCUGUAGGUCACAGUCCAGAGUCUGAGGACAAGUACAGAAAGAUUAAUGAAGAUAUUGAUCUAAUGAUCAGCAGGCAAAGAUUAUGUGCUGUUCCACCUCCCAAUUUCGAGAUGCCGGUUUCCAUCCCAGUGUCCAAUCCAAACAAUUUGGCUUACACUAAUCAAGCCGGAUCACUGGGUAACCACAACCUUUUGCCAUUGUCCCAUCAAACCUUGCAGAGAAACAGCAUGUCUCCUGGCUUGACACAUCGACCACCAAGUGCAGGUGGUCUGAUGGGUGGGGACCUCACAAGCGGUGCAGGCACCAGUGCAGGUAAUGGGUAUGGCAAUCAUCGUAACUCGCCAGGUCUGCUGGUCUCACCUGGUAACUUAAAUAAAAAUAUGCAAACGAAAUCGCCACCACCAAUGAACCUGGGGAUGAACAAUCGUAAACCCGACCUCCGAGUUCUUAUUCCACCUGGCAGCAAGAAUACAAUGCCCUCCGUGUCUGAGGAUGUCGAUCUGCUUUUGAAUCAAAGAAUAAAUAACUCCCAAUCAGCUCAGUCACUGGCUACCCCAGUGGUUCCUGUAGCGACACCGACUUUGCCAGGACAGGGAAUGGGAGGAUACCCAUCAGCUAUAUCGACAACAUAUGGCACUGAAUAUUCAUUAAGCAGCGCAGACUUGUCAUCUCUUUCUGGCUUUAACACCAGUGCCCUCCACCUUGGCUCAGUCACUGGCUGGCAGCAGCAUCAUCUACACAACAUGUCUCCAUCCACUCUCAGCCAUUUGGGAGCUUGCACUAGCACUCACUUAUCUCAGAAUACAAAUCUCUCCCUGCCUUCUACUCAAAGCCUCCACAUCAAGUCAGAACCUGUUUCUCCUCCUAGAGACCGUACCACCACACCCUCGGGAUACCCACAUCACACGCGCCACGAGGCGGGGAGGUCUCCUGUUGACAGCCUGAGCAGCUGCAGCAGUUCGUAUGAUGGAAGUGACCGAGAAGACCACCGGAAUGAUUUCCACUCCCCCAUUGGACUCACCAGACCUUCGCAGGACGAAAGAGAAAGCCCGUCAGUCAAGCGCAUGCGGCUCUCUGAAGGAUGGGCAACAUGAUACAUUUAUUAUAUAUUAUAAUUUUUUUUGCAGUGUGUGUGCUAUACCUUAAUGGGAAGUGGGCAGGGAGGGAGGGUCGAUAUACAUUUAUGUGCAGUGUGUGGGGGAAAAAUAAAGUCAGGUACUCUGUUUUGUAAAAGUACUUUUAAAUGCCUCAGUGAUCCAAGAUAGGGUUAAGGAGAACUGCUGAACGAACAAGCUUAGCACUUAAGCUAUCAACAGAAAACUUGUACAAAAUAGAUUUUGAAGCUAACCUCUUUUUCACUGUUGUGCUCCCUUUGCAAAAUGUAUGUUACAAUAGAUAGUGUUAUGUUGCAGGUUCAACGUUAUUUACAUGUAAAUAGACAAAAAUAAAGGAAACUUUUUGCCAAAAUUGGCAAAUGUUUUUUCCAUGAGAGAAAGCAGCUGUUAUGCAACAUAUGGUGACAUGUACAGGUUCUGACCGUCCCAGCGUCGGGUGGCUGUGGAUAACUGUUAAAAGGCUGGGCCACCGACUCAAUGUAAACUAAUCAAACACACCAGCAGGUUAAAAAAAAAAUAAUUUGAACAAAAUAUGGCACUUAUUUGAAUAAAUUUUGGGUCAUACUAGAUGGUGUUUUUGAUGGUUUACAUCUUUAGUUGUUCAUUUCUGGGUAUACAUCACUUAAUAUAUAGAAAUAUAAAUUAUGUACAUUACAUUUUGCUUAUUUUCAUAUAAAAAAAAAGGUUAAAUGAAGUUUGCAAAACAUUUGUGGCUUUUUGUAGGUAAUUUAAGCCAAAAUGUGUUUUUUUUUCUUUUUCCUUGAUAGCUUCGCUAAUAUUUAACAGUCCUUAAAUAAAGAAAUGAUUUUUUUUUCUUUUUUUUUUUGUAAAAAAUAAAAGUAAAAAAAAAUAAUAUUGUCCCCCUCGGUCCAUGAAGAAUUUCACGCUUUUGCUAAUCGAAAUAACUGUUUUCUCUUUGUAGACGUUUUUGUUUUUGAAAUGUGUAUUUCUAAUUAUAUGAGAUAAUAUUACGAAUCUUUAAAAAAAAAAAAAAUCUGUGAAAUUAACAUGCUUGUAUACAGCAUUCUAAUAAACUUUAAACUAGCAUUUUUUUGUUAUCUUAAUAGUGGGGAGGGAACAAUAUGUGAGCUGCUGCUUACUGUAUGUGGGUAGCUGUAUUGUAACACUGCAUUAACGUGCAGGUCCAAAUUCAGCGAUAUCAAAGGAAUAUCCGCCAUGGUUCAAAUAUUUGCAAUUAACCCUGUGUUUGUAUCCACCUGGGUGAACUGACAUCCAUUGUACAUAAACCAGUACAUGUAGGGCAUAGUACCUUUAGGUCUACACUUUUCUUAUGACAUUAGAUUUUAUUGCACAAAUGGAAUCCGAACCUAGAGCCAUUUCACCCUGUAGCUAUGAACCUGUAUUGCAUAUGAUUAACUCUCUUUCCAUUUUGACGUGUCCAGAAUAUGCAAGUAUAACCAACCGAGUUUACGAAUAUUGUUAGCAGUAAUUUGCCUUUUUGAAGGAUUCUUUCUAGGGGAAAGUAAAAGUGAAAUAGCCAUAUAUAAAGUUUACCUAGAAGCUUACUCAGCAAUGCAUACAGCAGCACAUUGUAGUCAAGGAAGUUUGUCAUAUCAAUGACAGUUCAAAAUACUUUUAGUCGCGCAACCAGCAGAACUUAGAAUGUAAGUGCAAUUUUAGCUUAGUAUAGUAGAUAAGAUACUACUGGAGCUUCAGAACAGAAUCACAGUAAGAGUAGGUUCUCAUGGAGUUUUUUGGGGAGGAGGUGUUGAAGCAGAUUUUCCUGUAGGUUUUUCAGCCAAAGCCAGAAGUGGAUCCAACAGGAAGGAGAAGAAGUCCUUCCUUUCUACUUCCGCUUCCUUUCAAAUCAACUCCUGGCUUUGGCGGAGAAACUUUCGGCAAAAUCUGCCCCAAAAUCUCCUUCAAGACAUCUUCAUGUGAACCUACCCUAAGAUGGGUGAAAGCUCAGCUCUCGACUUCCACAACUGCAAUGAGCCCAUAGGUUGUGCAGAAGGUUCAGGUAGCCCGCCCGACUUCAGCUGUUUGUUCUAGCAAGUCCUGCCAGUCGGUGCCAUGUUGGACGCAGUAGUUCAGCAGCUGGAAUGAGUAAGGUUGCUUAUUGGUGGUAGAAAGGAAGAAUGGUGAUCUAAUUUAUUAGAUAAAAGCACAAUUUUGUGAUUCAGUCACUUUCUGUAAAGUAUAAUUUUGUAACUGAACUGUACCUUGCCAAGCGUUAGUUUGGCAAUGCUAUUUUUUGCUGUUAUUGCUAUCCCUUUGUAUUUAAGAUGUUUUUGAGGCAGUGCCUCAUAGGGGUAUUAACAUUUAACUCAUCCUAUGUAAUUAUACCAGAAAGUUAGGCAGCAUUCUUCUUAGGAGCUCUCACCUCUCCUGACAUGUCUGCAUUAAUAUCUACGCGCAUUCCUCAAGAAAUAUCAAUAUGGAGCCCCCUUUAGGAUGACUCCAUGUUGCACCAUUCCUGCAUUAUUCCCAGUAGAAGUUUAUGAAUACAUUUCCAGCAGUCUGUAGUGAAGGUCCUUUAGGGUGUCACCAGUUGGAGGUGUGUCCCUGCACAGUCUGUCUAAUCAAUGCUUCCAGUGUCAGACUGUGACUGGACACAACCCAAACUGUUAGGACCCAGGCGGACCUUUAUUGCAGGCUCUAUUAAUCACUUUAUAACCUUCUAGCAGGAAUUAUUGAGGAAUGGCACAACAUAGAGUGAUAUGAAAAGAUGCUACAGAAUUGUCAUUACAUGGAGAAUGCAAGUAGUUAGUAAACUAGACCUGUCAGGAGAGGUAAGAGGUCCUUUUUACGCUUGAUAUGACUAGAGUGGCAUUUAUUUUAUCAUUAACAGUUAUUCGAUCAUUUACACAUCAAAUCCAAAUCUUCAGAUUUAUUUUUUUAAUAAUCACCCCCCCUCCCCCCCACACACACACCUUCCCCAAUUUCUUAGGCAGACA